Molecule: messenger RNA, 2072 nt
Organism: Striga asiatica
Lineage: Eukaryota; Viridiplantae; Streptophyta; Magnoliopsida; Lamiales; Orobanchaceae
Source: the annotation of a GenBank genome assembly
CUAUUUUACCCAAACCACGUUUCCCAAUUCGCACAUAACAAAACCCUGUAUAAAUCCCUCGCUCUUCACCUCACACUCCGCCACUUCCACCAUUUCCGAUUUCAAUAUUUUCCUCUCAGCGAUUUUCGAAGGGCUUACGAUGUCACUGAGACCCAAUGCUCGCGCUGAGGUCCGCCGCAACCGCUACAAGGUGGCCGUGGACGCCGAGGAGGGGAGGCGGCGGAGGGAGGACAACAUGGUCGAGAUUCGGAAGAACCGCCGUGAGGAGAACCUCCAGAAGAAGCGCCGUGAGGGUGUCCAGCAGUUUUCUGUUCCUGUCGAAGCCACCACCGGCAUUGAGAAAAAGACCUGUGUUUGGAAUUGGAUAGUCGGGGUUUUGAUCUUCCUUUUGGAUGCUAGGCUAUGGUUGUGUGUUCAAUUGACUGUGCAGUUAGAAAAUCUACCAUCAAUGGUCGUGAGUGUUUGGACAGAUGAUCCCAGCAGCCAGCUUGAGGCAACCACCCAAUUCCGAAAAUUGCUUUCUAUAGAGCGUAGUCCGCCAAUUCAGGAGGUGAUUCAAGCAGGUGUUGUUCCCCGCUUUGUUGAAUUUUUGAUGAGGGAGGAAUUCCCACAACUUCAGUUUGAGGCAGCUUGGGCUCUGACUAAUAUCGCUUCUGGCACAUCUGAACACACUAAGGUAGUAAUUGAUCAUGGAGCAGUCCCAAUAUUUGUGAAGCUUCUUGCUUCUCCUAGUGAUGACGUUCGUGAACAGGCUGUAUGGGCUUUGGGAAAUGUGGCGGGCGAUUCUCCAAAUUGUCGUGACCUUGUGCUUGGUCAUGGAGCCUUGGGUCCUUUGCUAGCUCAGUUGAAUGAAAAUGCCAAAUUAUCUAUGCUCAGAAAUGCUACCUGGACACUGUCUAACUUCUGCAGAGGCAAGCCACAGCCUGCGUUUGAACAGAUUGUCAAGUUUCAAAUAGUGAACUACCAAGAUCUGACGAGGCCUGCACUUCCAGUUCUCCAGCAACUUAUUCACGCAAGUGAUGAAGAAGUUCUGACUGAUGCUUGUUGGGCACUUUCAUAUCUUUCUGAUGGAACCAAUGAUAAAAUUCAAGCUGUGAUUGACUCUGGAGUAUGCGCCCGCUUAGUCGAGUUGUUGCUUCAUCCAUCACCAUCCGUUCUUAUUCCCGCCCUUCGGACUGUUGGAAAUAUUGUCACCGGAGAUGAUAUACAAACUCAGUAUAUCAUCAGCAAUAAUGCACUGCCCCGUCUCCUGAACCUCUUGAGUGGAGCUCAUAAGAAGAGCAUAAAAAAGGAAGCCUGCUGGACUAUUUCCAAUAUCACAGCUGGAAACAAGGGUCAAAUUCAGUCCGUAAUCGAGGCCAACAUUAUUGGACCAUUAGUCCAGUUGCUUCUGACUGCCGAAUUCGAUGUCAAAAAGGAGGCUGCAUGGGCAAUAUCAAACGCAACAUCUGGUGGCACUCACGAUCAAAUCAAGUACCUCGUGAGCCAAAAUUGUAUCAAACCCCUAUGCGACCUUCUCGUUUGCCCGGACCCGAGGAUCGUGACCGUGUGCUUAGAAGGGCUCGAGAACAUUCUGAAGGUGGGGGAGUCGGAGAAGAAUCUGGGCCACACAGGAGAUGUCAAUCUCUACGCGCAGAUGAUCGACGAUGCUGAGGGGCUCGAGAAAAUCGAGAACCUUCAGAGUCACGACAAUAACGAGAUUUACGAGAAGGCUGUCAAGAUUCUCGAGACAUACUGGUUAGAUGAAGAUGACGAGCCGGCGCCACCUGGCAGCGAGCAGGGCUUCCAGUUCGGAGGUGCCGAGGUCUCUGUGCCCACUGGUGGUUUCAGCUUCAACUAAUAUAUAUUCGUGUGAUGUCUGUCUCGGUUCUUGGGUAUCAUUAGAGUUAGAUGAACUCUCUCUUCUGGGUGAUUUGAUUUUGGCUUUCUCCCAAAAAAGGUUGUGUGUUUCCAUGGAUUUCCUCUAUUUUUACAAGGUUGUCUGGAUUCUGGUUCAAGUAUAAUUAGUUAAUUUAAUUACAUCGGAAUUAAUAUUAAUUGCAGUUUAUUUUGAUGAUGAGAGUUUGUUUUGU